Molecule: messenger RNA, 297 nt
Organism: Morchella importuna
Lineage: Eukaryota; Fungi; Ascomycota; Pezizomycetes; Pezizales; Morchellaceae
Exons: 1
Coding region: 1-297 (98 amino acids)
Source: RefSeq, a predicted model, not a curated record
AUGUUUACCGCCCUUUUCCGACUAGAUGGUGGUGGCGUGUGUGCGAAAUUCCCAGGACCCCUCACACUCUCUUUCGACGAGUUCCUCGGCCUUAGCUGCGACGCAUGCGAUCUCACCAGAUACCGGAUCGACGACAACGACCAGAUAAAGAUCGGUAUCUCUGCUUGGAACAUUGGCAAGAUGGUCGUGUUCAGCGGCCCGUACAGAGAGAUGAUUUGGCUGACCUUGAUGGAGUUGGUCGCGCUGAUUCCGCAGUCGAAAGUGAUGGUGUAUUUUCGCGACACUGUCUUGCUCUAG